AUGGCGCCCUCUUUCAUGGAUGCCUGGACGAAAGCGGUAGAAGCUGAAAAGAGUCUCCUACAAUGCUUCUCUCAAGAAAGGCGCACAUUUGAUGAAUUCGAACAUUUUCUUUCCGAAUUCCGGACAUCCUGCCAAAAUGCAAUCCUUAUCGACUUCAAUGCCGCCCGCGAGGCCGAUGUGGAGGGUCGUCUGUGGGAUGCGCAUCUCAAAGUGAACAAUCGGUUUCGAAAGCAGCUUCUACGCUUUCGCGAAGAGCACGGAAAAAAGAAACCAGUUGAAAGGCGUAAACUCGAACGUCAUUACCUCGAUUUUAUAAAAUCAAGCCAGCGAUUCUACCGGGGAUACAUCCAGCAUCUGUCGUCGCGCUUUGGGGGAAUUGUGGAGCUGGAGAGAGUUGCGCGCAAGUUCAAUUUCGAGAGUAAGAAACAUAGUGAAGCUAUGCGCCGGGUUUCUCGCCAUACUAACCCGCGGAUGUAUUUAGACUUGUCAGGCCAACCUCCCAUUAAGCCAUCCAAUGACCUGCGCAUGCUUAUCCUUCAGUCGUGUCACUCGACCCUUAUUCGACUGGGAGAUCUUUCCCGCUAUCGUGAAUCGGAACUCGUCAGCAAAGAUCGAAAUUGGGGCCCUGCAAUCGGCUAUUAUGAUUUGGCUUCUGUGAUCAACCCUGCAUCGGGUGCAUCCCAGAACCAAUUAGCAAUCAUUGCUCUAGCUGAUGGAAACCAUCUUCGUGCUACAUAUCACCUUUACAGGGCUCUCUCGGCCCAAGAACCUCACCCUACGGCGAAGGGCAAUCUAGAGAUCGAACUUCGGAAAAUCAUGAGUGCCUGGGCUAAAAGAGAGUUGAUCCGCCCUGAAGAUGCCGGUAUUCCUGGAAGAGCUCUGACCCCCUGGUUCCUCUAUCUUCAUGCCAAAUGUUACAAGGGAACUGAUUUUCCAGAGCAUGACGAGUUAGAGAGUGAGGUCCUAAGUCAACUAGCAGUCGAAAUCAGAGAAAGAUCACUUGAGGGCACACUCCAGAAGUUCUGUCUUAUCAACAUUGCGGCCGAGGAUUUCGCCAAGGUCCGAUCUAUUGAGGAAUCUGUCUCCGAUGCCGGUGUAUUUUUCCAGCGGAUCAAUGUAAAAACAUUUUUCACUUUGCUGCAAAUACUUUUGGUUGAAUUAGAACGGACUGCUUCCUUUGAGGAUUUGGGCAAAGAUGCUCUGCCGAGUCCAGACAAGGUUUCAGUGGUUGCCCGCCGAAUUUUGCCUGCACUUCGUCAUUACAGCUCCUGGCUACUCACAAACAGCCAGUCUUUAGUCGAGCAGAAAGAAGAAAAGGAUUCAGCGCUCUCGAUCCAGAUUAAAGAAUUCUGGAAGAUUUAUGCUGGCACACUGAGCCUACUCGCAUCUUCAUUCGAUGUGGUCAGCCUCCCCGAGGUCGAUUACCUACUUGAAGAGGACGAAGAAAGUCUUGGCUUUGCGCCUCUCGAUCAGGAUGCUACAUCUCGCCGAUACGUUGGAGGCGGUGAUCAGCCAAAACCUCGGAUGCACGAUCUUGGGGUAGAAAGAAGCCAUCCUAAUAUGGAAAUGCUCUACCGAAUUCGCGAAUUUGUGAUUGAUGGACUUGAUCUGGUCGUGAGAGGUAAAAUUCCGGUGGCUCUUGUAGAUAACGAAGACAAGAAGACCUUUAUCUACCAAGAAGAGGAUCUUCCUUCGCAAUUCUAUUCCAGCCCUCAUGACCGAAAUCAUGCGCUUUCAACUGCGAACAUUGAGCGCGAGGAUAUUCCACAAGCAACCCAACCUUCUUACACUGCCGCCGAAGCCCAAAGCCUAUUCGGCGGCUCUCAAUCCGCAUCGGCAUCUAUGUCUGCAAAUAUGCACCAAAUUGUUGAGGGCGUCGAACGACUUGUUGAUUCGGACACCUAUGAAAAUCCCUCCAAGGACCAAUAUGCUUUCCUGAGCCCGGUUGGAGAGAUGCCGACGCCUACACAUGUCUCGCCUAAUCCCAAUUUUUAUCCAUUUGGGAAACAGAACUCGCCGCCAAUCAAUGCUCCAAUUGCUCCUCCGCCUGGGCUUGGGCCUCCAGUGGUCAAGGCGGCCGAUUCACUUCAAUCGUCGUCAACCCAGUCAUACGCCCCAAGGCCUGCUAUUCCCAGUUUCCCCAGCAUCUGGACUCCAUUGGUUAACAACGCCCCUCCACGAACUCCCCCUGGUCUCGGUCCAUCCAUGGGGCAGCAAGCUCCGCUACACCCCAUGGCUGCCGGAAAUCCCAUGCCAUCCGAACAUUCACCAUCGCACAAUCAGCUUGCAAAUGAGAUGAUGCUUCGACAGCGCCUCGUGGCCCAGAGUCAAUUCCCGAACACCAUGGAUGUAGGAUCAAUGCCUACGCCAUGGAAGUCAUCCAACAUGUCUCCCCCGCAGCCCCACCCCACCGGAAAUGGCUGGGAGCAUAGCCGAACGGCAUUCGGUGCAUUUGAGGUACCAAGCCAAUCAACAUCCAGCAGCUUAGGUCAUCCCUCGUGGGCAAACGAAGCUUUCAUUGCCAGCAGGCUUGCAGGCGCAACUCCCUACAGUGCUGGUAUUGGGGGACCCAAGGGUCCAACCCAACUCGAAGCAAUCGGGCAAACGCCACCCUGCGGCCAAGGAGGCUGA
Penicillium soppii is the source of this 2631-nucleotide messenger RNA. RefSeq lists its product as uncharacterized. Gene Ontology annotation, cellular component: telomerase holoenzyme complex. Gene Ontology annotation, biological process: nuclear-transcribed mRNA catabolic process, nonsense-mediated decay. The coding region runs from base 1 to 2631 and encodes 876 amino acids. Gene Ontology annotation, molecular function: telomerase RNA binding; telomeric repeat DNA binding; protein binding. NCBI's taxonomy places the organism in Eukaryota, Fungi, Ascomycota, Eurotiomycetes, Eurotiales, Aspergillaceae. The record is from RefSeq and is a predicted model, not a curated record. The transcript is spliced from 6 exons.